Molecule: messenger RNA, 819 nt
Organism: Aspergillus nomiae NRRL 13137
Lineage: Eukaryota; Fungi; Ascomycota; Eurotiomycetes; Eurotiales; Aspergillaceae
Product: O-methyltransferase
Exons: 3
Coding region: 1-819 (272 amino acids)
Molecular function (GO): O-methyltransferase activity
Source: RefSeq, a predicted model, not a curated record
AUGACCCAGCGGACAUCAAUUGGUAUCGUUGAGUCCCUCUUCCUCGAAUUCCUUCCUGGCAUCCAGAAAGUUCCCGAGUACCUCCAAGUCAUCGGAUACAAGAAUCCCGAUGACCCCUUAUUUGCUCCGCUUCAAUUCGCGCACAACUUCCAGCAGGAUAGCUUUGCCUGGCUCUGCGAGAAACCCGCCGCCCUCACCCGUGUCAAUGCCUUCAUGGAAGGGCAGCGUGCUGAUCGUCCUCACUGGGCGGACUGGUUUCCUAUCCCCGAUUGGAUCCUAGCUAGUGCUCACAAAGACUCAGAUGGACCCCUCCUAGUCGAUAUCGGGGGUGGUCGCGGACAUGACUUGCUCGGCUUCAAGCAACGGUUCCCUGACGCACCCGGUAAGUUGAUACUAGAGGAGCUGCCCGUGGUGAUUGAGGAGGCACGGUCAGCACUCGAUCUUGAGGGCAACGGCAUUGACGCUGUUGGAUAUGAUUUCUUCGCUCAAGAACAGCCGAUCAAAGGUGCCCGUGUCUACUAUUUCCGAAACAUCUUCCACGACUGGACGGACGAUAAGGCACGUCUCAUCAUCAAGAAUCUCGCUCCUGCCAUGGAACGCGGCUACUCAAAGGUGCUUCUGGAGGAGUAUAUUAUCCCGGAUGAGAACGCGCGAGCACUCGAGGCAAUGACCGAUCUUGCAGUUAUGGUAUUCUGCUCCGGACUGGAGCGCACGCGCCAGCGAUUCACAAACUUAUUGGAGUCCGCCGGUCUGAAAGUGACUAAGUUCUGGGCCCGUGAGGGAGAUGGACAAGGAAUUAUUGAGGCGGAGUUGGCCUAG